Orbilia oligospora ATCC 24927 is the source of this 1518-nucleotide messenger RNA. RefSeq lists its product as uncharacterized. The record is from RefSeq and is a predicted model, not a curated record. Gene Ontology annotation, biological process: transmembrane transport; carbohydrate transport. The coding region runs from base 1 to 1518 and encodes 505 amino acids. The transcript has 9 exons. Gene Ontology annotation, cellular component: membrane. NCBI's taxonomy places the organism in Eukaryota, Fungi, Ascomycota, Orbiliomycetes, Orbiliales, Orbiliaceae. Gene Ontology annotation, molecular function: carbohydrate:proton symporter activity.
AUGCCUCUACCACCAAAAUGGUACCAAUUCCUCGUGGGAGUUUUUGCUUCCUUGGGGUCUUUUUUAUUCGGUUACGAUUUGGGUGUCAUUGCUGAAGUUGUUCAAUGCGAGACCUUUAUUUCGAGAUUCGGAAAUGACCCUGACGAAAUUGGUGCUGUUGUCUCAACAUUUACUGGAGGUGGAUUUAUUGGCGCAUUCAUUGCCGGCCACAUAUCGGACUGGUACGGUCGUCGUAUUACAAUCUCUAUCGCCACCGUUAUAUUCCUGUUGGGGGCUUGUUUACAGACUGCAGCCCAGACAUUGGCAUACCUUUGGUCUGGUAGGGCUAUCACGGGAGCUGGUGUCGGCAUUUUGGUUAUGAUCGUACCUUUGUAUCAAGCAGAGCUUGCUCACCCCUCCAUCCGUGGUCGGAUUACUGCAUUGCAGCAGUUCAUGCUGGGUAUCGGCGCCCUUUUAGCAACCUGGGCUGGAUACGGUACAUAUAUCCACUUAAGUGAUGAUAGUCAAUGGCGGAUUCCGUUAGCCUUACAAAUGGUUCCGGCCAUUAUAUUGGGGACCUGCAUUUUCUUCAUGCCAGAGUCGCCUCGUUGGUUAAUCGACAAGGGAAGAACAGAGAAAGGCCUUGCUGUCUUAGCUCAGCUCCAUUCAAAUGGUGAUGAAACGGACGCUUUUGUCAGGGCAGAGUUUGAGGCUAUCCAAAUGAGCAUAACUACUGAGCACGACAGCGAAGCAAAGAAAUGGUCUCAGUUGAUUACAGAUAAACUUAACUUCAAGAGGCUUUUCAUCGCCGUCAGCGUCCAAGGGAGUAUUCAGAUGACUGGUGUCAGCUUUAUUCAGUAUUAUGCGCCAUCCAUCUUCAAAGAAAUUGGCAUUAGCACUAGCACCACGCUUCUAUUACAAGCCAUCAACUCCAUUAUCGCACUUGUCGCUCAAUUCUGUUGCAUCAUGUUCAUCGACCGCUUUGGCAGGAGAUGGGUUUUGAUUCUAGGUAAUCUUGUCAACAUGGUUGCUUGGAUCAUCGUGACUGCUUUAGUUGCCGAAUACGGAGGACGGACAGAUGCGACUGGGGCGCACUGGGCGUUCAUAAUAAUGACAUGGCUCUAUCAAUUCUCUUUCUCUUUUGCAUGUGGACCAUUAUCCUGGAUUAUCCCGGCCGAGAUUUUUAAUACUGCAACAAGAUCCAAGGGUGUUGCAAUUGCAACAAUGACCUCCUUUGCUACAAACACCUUGAUUGGACAAGUUUCACCCAUCGCUCUCCAAAACGUCGGCUGGAAGUACUUUAUGUUCUUCAUCAUUGCCAAUUUCACCAACGCAAUCUUCUUUUACUGUAUCCUUCCGGAAACUAGUCGAGUUCCGCUAGAGAAUAUGGAUCAACUGUUCGAUUCUUCAUGGUGGGUUCCAGGGUGGAGCAAGCAGCACAUUGCCCGCCUCCGUGACGAAUUGGAUGAAAGGACCGAGGAGAUUAAAGAGAAGGAUGACGGAGUAGCACAACAUGCUGAGGUCACGAAGACUGCCUAG